AUGACGGUUCACAGUCCCUAUCAGCGGACGGCCCCUUUCCUACAACGUAACUGGGUCAAGGUCCACAAGCCCCUUCACGAAUCCUCCGUCAUGGGCAACAUCAUGUCGUCGCCGACGCACAAGGGGCCUCAACUUGCGUCCGCAGACGGACGCCGCCCAGCCAAGCGUCCCCGUGUCUCAUCGCCCGACUCAUUCGACGCUGGAAAUCUCAUCGCAGCACCCCGCACAACGGACUCUGGCUCGGUCCUGCGCGUCGAGGUUCUCAAGAUCCUGCACAAGGACUCGAAAAAGGUCCGCUCUGCCCAGGGGGCUGUGAUACCCCGUGACGUCCUCACCACCAAGGCCGCCUGCAGGAUCACCAUCCGCGACUUGAGCUCUGCCGUCCCGCGAGUCCUCCACUGCCAAAGCCAGCUUUGCGAUCUCACCACGUACAAGAACCCCGUGGGUCCCCAUCGCGUCGCCCGGGUCGACCUGCCCCGUCCUUUCUACGUCCCUAAGGAAAGCAUUCUUAUCAGCAGGCCCGACGACGGGAGGUACGACCUCUCCGACAAGUACGAACUCCUAGUCGAACUCGAGUCCGCCAACGGUGGCGUCCGCUGGCCUCCUCUAAAUCCGCAGCUUGACUUCGGCAUUCUCACCGACUCGUUCGACUCGAGCCAGUCCUGCAUUUUGUCGAGCCACUUUGAUAGCAUCGUUGGCCGACUCAGGCAGUCUCUGAACUUGUCGCCUGGGCAUCCUUCCGACCGGCUUGCCGUGUCCACUAACUACAUCAUGGACAUCGACCUUCGAUGGGGAAGCGGCCUGAGAUCUCUGAAGCAGGUCGAAAAGGACUCAAAACCAUGUAUCACGGCCAUUGACCCUGACGCAGACCCGUACGGUGACAUCAACUUCGAGCAGCCCGCAGAUGACGUCGUCAAUGGGAUCAAUGGGGUCAAUGGGAUCAAUGGGAUCAAUGGCCAUUCAAACGGAGACGCAUCCCACGACAAUGACGACGACGUCGGCGGCGACCAGACCCCUUCGCGGUCGCUGAGAACCCGCGAAAAGUCCAAGAACUACAACUUGAAACUUCUUAGCGACCAGGCCCAAGGCAGGGAACGCAGAAGGCGGGCGCGCAGUGCUAGCCACACGGCCCAUGAAGGACGUGUUCAGUAUCUGCUGCCAUCAGAUCAGCCGGUCUGCCUGGACUUCUACCGAUGCGUUAAAUGUGGCGCUUAUCACGAGUCGACGUCGCAGCUGCAGCUCCACUUGAAAUUGGUCCAUCCUGCAUACGAGUUCGUCCUCGAAACAACGAGUCAGGGGCCGCAGUUUCGUGUGUCUGCUCUGCGAGCGAUGCCAGCGACACCAAGCAGGGCGGCUGCCCGCCAGCCCAGGGUAUUCAACAUCCCGUCCUUCUCCAUGGGCGACCUGCCCUCGGUCUCGGCGCAGGCCGCUCAAAAUGAAGAGUUGUUUAGGUCCCCCUCAGUCAAAGCACAAGCGAACAGGCUUGCAUCUGAUUCGCCGGCUCCGAAACUUUCAAAGCUUCCCGGACGCCGGGUUGCCAAGUCAAAGAACAAGAAAGUCCUGGUCCCCAACAUUCCACAGCCCCUAUUUCACCCCAUUAGCAAGGCAAAGCUGCAGCCCGGACAGGAGGUGCCCGAGACGGUGCCGGAUGAUACAUGGCUCAUACAAAAGCACCAGGAGAGCAUAGGUGAGUUCACCGACGUGGAUGCGACGGAGAAGGAGUAUAUCUGGGAGUGGGACGGGUUCAUUUUGCGCAAGAGCAUCACCUCAGCCGCGUAUUUUCCACGUGCUUUUCUCGAUUUCGUCGAAGAGAAGGCAGCGUGGCUCGUGGCCGAGAACCACCGUAUGAUCGAGUUCGGGAAGCAUUGCAGUGUGCUGCUUGCCCGCGACUUGCUGGGCGACGACACCAUGAAACUGGCAUUUGAACACAUCAAUGCUGCCAGAUCGGAGAGUGCGACAGGUUUAAAUGGGCCGUCGAAUUCGUCAGACAGCUCGCACGGAGGAGAUGGCGCCUCGCGACAGUCUCCGCGGUCGACGCAAAUUCGCAAAAGUAGCAGCGGCUGCAACGUCUGCCAAUUGCCGGUGCUGGGACCGACGCUGUUACUAUGUUCUAACAAGUCCUGUGCGCGGCGAUUAUAUCACUCGACCUGCAUCAAGGAAACCGCGAAAGUCCCCGUCACGCAACGUGACUGGCGCUGCAACUCAUGUUGCGAGGCGCAAAUUCCGAGCUAG
This is a messenger RNA of Purpureocillium lilacinum, 2232 nucleotides long. NCBI's taxonomy places the organism in Eukaryota, Fungi, Ascomycota, Sordariomycetes, Hypocreales, Ophiocordycipitaceae. The record is from RefSeq and is a predicted model, not a curated record.